This is a messenger RNA of Suillus clintonianus, 1022 nucleotides long. Its product is annotated as B-cell receptor-associated protein 31-like-domain-containing protein. Bases 105 to 725 code for a protein of 206 amino acids. Lineage: Eukaryota; Fungi; Basidiomycota; Agaricomycetes; Boletales; Suillaceae. The transcript is spliced from 7 exons. The record is from RefSeq and is a predicted model, not a curated record. Gene Ontology annotation, cellular component: endoplasmic reticulum; endoplasmic reticulum membrane. Gene Ontology annotation, biological process: endoplasmic reticulum to Golgi vesicle-mediated transport; intracellular protein transport.
AGUACGCAGUGCACCACAUUUGCUUUAAAACCUGGCUCCAAGUUUGACCACGACUUUAAUCUUUGACUUCAACGUUGACAACGACGACAUCGACCUCAAGCACAAUGACCAUCUAUUACUCGCUCACAUUCCUGCUCCUAGCAGCAGAAAUGGUAACAUUCUGCCUUCUCGUAUCACCACUCCCUUUCACGAUCCGCAAAAAACUCUUCCGGUUCCUCUCUGAAAGCCCCAUUAUCGCCAAAGUCGCGUAUGCGCUCAAGAUUUCCUUCAUCUUCGUAGGCAUUCUCUUCCUAGACGCCAUGCAACGCAUGUACCGCGUAACAGCCGAAACCGAAAUGGCCAAAACAGGCAGCCAGGGCAUGCACGACGUGCGAACCGAAAGCAAUUUCGCUGCUCGCAAGUUCUACGCUCAACGAAACACGUACCUAACAGGUUUCUGCCUCUUCCUCUCUCUCGUCCUCACGCGCACGUUCUCCAUCAUCUUGGAUCUCAUCCACACGCAGGAGGAAUACGCAAAGUUGAAGAAAGCUGCUGGCGCCGGCGCCAAGGGUGACCAAACGAAGGAAAUCGAAGAACUUAAGAAGAAAUUGGCCGCGGGCGAAGCAAAGGAUCGCGACUUUGCAACCCUUAAGAAGCAGGCCGCACAACAGGCUGCCGAGUUUGAUCGCCUCGCGACUAAGUAUAACGAGGUGACUGGGGCUGUUUCGGACAAGAAAUCGGACUAGGGGUUCUUUGUGUAAUUGUGAUGCGUACCGGCUUUCAUCAUUUUUUUUUUGUUCUUGUUCACAAUCAGUAACCUAUCUUUGCCUUUGCCUAUCCUAACGCUCACCAAGGUUUUCAAAAAAAUGCUCAGUGUUUCAUGUGUAGCGCGUUCGUCAAGACGUGUUUUUCCUGUUUCUUGGCAAAUCAGUGCAAAAUGAAUGUUGUAUACUCGGUCACACCCAGGGCCUGAUGCCUGAGGUUGAAUCAAAUUUGUUUGUACGUCGGAAUAAUUCCUUGUUAUUGAUUAGUUACCCCCUGCC